Molecule: messenger RNA, 1200 nt
Organism: Lodderomyces orthopsilosis Co 90-125
Lineage: Eukaryota; Fungi; Ascomycota; Pichiomycetes; Serinales; Debaryomycetaceae
Gene: RPN7
Product: proteasome regulatory particle lid subunit
Exons: 1
Coding region: 1-1200 (399 amino acids)
Biological process (GO): proteasome-mediated ubiquitin-dependent protein catabolic process
Cellular component (GO): proteasome regulatory particle
Source: RefSeq, a predicted model, not a curated record
AUGGAAAUAGAAUCUGACAUACCUCAUAUCCCUAAUCACAAACUAUCAGAGAAAGAGUUUCUACUCACUACGUCAAUUUCAACCGAGGAGAGAGAGAAGAUUGUUGGAGAAUUAGUCGCAGCCAUCAAAAGUGAUAAUCUUGCACCUUAUUACAAGUACCUCCCCGAAAAGGUGAAAGAUUUUCCAUUUGAUGAAUCUUUGUACAAAGAGCUUGUAUCAAAAAAUGAAGAAGAGGUAACCGAGUUGAAGCUGAAGAUCAAGGAAGCUGAGGGAGAAGAGGAAACCGAGUUGGAUGUUGUCACCACGACGACCAAAUUGGCCGAAUACUAUACAAAGAUUAUUGACAGAGCCAAUGCUACUGAAACAUUGAACAAGGUGGUGGAAUUGACUUCAGAUACUGGUAAAAAGAUUGACAAUUUGUUGACAUUGACUAGACUUGACUUUUUCUUUAACGAUUUGCCACAGGUUCGCAAGGAUCUUGAUCAAAUUUCGGUUCUCAUUGAAAAGGGUGGUGAUUGGGAGCGUCGUAAUAGAUUUAAGGCCUACAAUGGGAUUUACUUGCUUGCUACAAGAAACUUUUCUGAAGCUUCAAAGCUACUUACAGACUCGUUGGCAACUUUUACAUCCACAGAGUUGUGUACAUAUGAGCAAAUUGCGCAUUAUGCAAUUGUUGCUGGUGUGAUAUCCUUAGAUAGAGUUGACUUAAAGGAAAAGAUUAUCGACUCACCAGAGAUUUUAUCAAUUUACUCGUCUGCACCAGAGUUGGAACCUUUGCUAAACUUGACUAAUUCAUUAUACACAUGUCAAUAUAACUGUUUAUUUGACUACCUUUUACAAUCAUAUGAUCAGUUGCUAUUACCAAACAAGUAUUUACACGCCCAUGCAAACUACUUUCUCCGGGAAAUGAGAUGUAAAGCUUAUGGACAAUUGUUAGAGAGUUAUAAGUCAUUGUCGUUAAAAUCAAUGGCAGCCAAUUUCAACAUUAGCGAAGACUUUUUAGACCAAGACUUGUGUAGGUUUAUUCCAAACAAAAAGCUCAACUGUGUUAUUGACAAGGUUAACGGAAUAAUAGAAACAAACAGACCUGACAAUAAGAACAAUCAAUACCAUUUGUUAAUCAAACAAGGUGACACAUUGUUAACAAAGUUGCAAAAAUAUGGUGCUGCAGUAAAGUUGAGUGGAGCUGAAAGAGUUGUAUAG